Molecule: messenger RNA, 3996 nt
Organism: Poecilia latipinna (sailfin molly)
Lineage: Eukaryota; Metazoa; Chordata; Actinopteri; Cyprinodontiformes; Poeciliidae
Gene: wdfy2
Product: WD repeat and FYVE domain containing 2
Exons: 12
Coding region: 210-1412 (400 amino acids)
Biological process (GO): positive regulation of protein phosphorylation; positive regulation of fat cell differentiation
Cellular component (GO): early endosome
Molecular function (GO): protein binding; metal ion binding
Source: RefSeq, a predicted model, not a curated record
GUGUGUGGGAGCGGGAGGCUGUGGGCGGUGAGAUGUUUGUCAGCUGACCUGGCUGUACCUCUCACAGAAGUCACAACACCGUGUCGGUUCUCCUUGACAGCUACAUGUAGCAGCUUCUCCACCGAGGCUCUGGCGUGGGACUGCGGCGGGUUAUGUUUCCCUGAGACGGGGGUGGGGAGGCGGAGGUCCGUGCACCACACUGCUCCACCAUGGCGGCCGAAAUCCAGCCUCGUCCGCAGGCUAGGAAGCCGUGCCUGCUGAGUAAAAUCGAGGCUUUCCAGGAGGUUGUGACCGCGGCGGCGAUCAUCCCUAAAGAAGACGGGGUGAUCAGCGUUUCUGAGGACCGAACAAUCCGAGUUUGGCUGAAGAGGGACAGCGGUCAGUACUGGCCAAGUGUUUACCACACCAUGCCCUCCUCAUGUUCCUGUAUGUCCUUUAACCCAGAAACCAGGAGGCUGUCUGUAGGUAUGGAUACAGGAAGUAUCUGUGAGUUUAUUCUGUCAGAGGACUACAACAAAAUGACCCCGGGGCUCACAUAUCAGGCCCAUCAGGGCCGAGUGGCGGUGGUGCUCUUUGUGUUGGAGAUGGAGUGGCUGCUGAGCACCGGCCAGGACAGAAACUUCACCUGGCACUGCUCGGAGAGCGGCCAGCAGCUGGGGACGUACCGCACCGCGGCCUGGGUCUCAGGACUGCAGUUUGAUGUAGAGACCAGGCACGCCUUUGUAGGGGACCAGUCUGGUCAGGUGACCAUCCUGAAGCUGGAGCAGGACAGCUGCAGCAUGGUUACCACCUUCAAAGGACACACAGGUAACGUGACGGCGCUGUGUUGGGACCCGGCUCAGCGGGUGCUGUUUUCCGGCAGCUCUGACCACUCCAUCAUCAUGUGGGACAUCGGAGGGAGGAAAGGCACCGCCAUCGAACUGCAGGGACACAAUGACAAAGUCCAGGGCCUGUGCUAUGCCUCACACACCCGCCAGCUCAUCUCCUGCAGCUCAGAUGGCAGCAUCGUCAUCUGGAACAUGGACGUGACUCGGCAAGAGACUCCAGAGUGGCUGGACAGCGACUCCUGUCAGAAGUGUGAGCAGCCUUUCUUCUGGAACUUCAAACAGAUGUGGGACAGUAAGAAGAUCGGCCUGCGACAGCACCACUGCCGAAAGUGCGGCCAGGCCGUGUGCGGCAAAUGUUCGUCCAAGCGCUCCACCAUCCCCCUCAUGGGCUUCGAGUUUGAGGUGCGAGUGUGUGACAGCUGCCACGAGUCCAUCACCGAUGAAGACCGAGCUCCCACCGCCACCUUCCACGACAGCAAGCACAACAUUGUUUACAUGCACUACGAGCCCACCACGGGAAACCUGCUCACCUCCGGCACCGACAAGGUCGUCAAGAUAUGGGACAUGACUCCUGUGGUGUCAUGAGUUUCCGUGGACAAGGGGCAGCAUUUCGGCCAACUGUGACCAGUCGCACUUCGAUGAGAGCGAGGGAGCUGCGUCCGUGUCACAUGGAUAAUAUUUAGCAACAAAGCCUGGGUUGCUGCGUUCUCUCACAGCGGCGACACGGCCGGCCCCAGAGCAGCCUGAGGACGGUGCAACGUCUUGCUCAACACGAGGUCACAGACUGGUUGGUCUUUGCUUGAUGUCUGGAGUGAUCGCGCUUGCACUCUGGGAUUCUGUCUGGCAUUUGACCUUGUAAGAAAUUUAAUAUCUUAUGUACUUUUUAUAAAUUUCCUUCGCACUGAAGAUUGGAGGAGCUAAAAGUCAUCAGACUCGUUUUUUGGACUCUAAAUCAUCGACGUAAUCGCAGUUUUCACAUCAAUACGAUUUUUUUUUUAUUUUUGUUAUUAUCUAAACAAAAUUACCAUCAGGAGGAAUUCAGGCCUGGAUUAUUAUGACUCCCUCUAGAGGCUAAAUUUGUUUUGUUCCUGUUACAUCAUUAUUAUUUUUUUUUUGACUAGUAAAAGUUCAUAUUGUAUUCACGAAGGUCAUAAACAGCUACCUGGAAAUUCAUAAUUACUGUCUGCUCUAAAAGAUUUUUCAACCUGCUUUUUUAUUGAAUUAUUUUUACCCUCGAUCAGCAUUUCCUGUAACACUUUGAAUGUUAUAUUUCAGACAGUUGAGCUCCAACAACAUGUCUGAAACAUUAACCAAAGCAUAACUCAAAGUAGCUGUAAUAAACUACAGCAGCAUGUUUUUUUUUUUAACCCUACCAAAUUCUGAGGAUGACGAAUGUUUUGGUUUCUUCUGAGCAGUAAUUGACUUUGAGUCCAUAAAUAUCAGCUGAUGCAGGUUUGGAAGUGAUAAAGGAAGUAGCUUUAGGCCAGCUGGUCCCUUUAAUCCAGCCUCUUUGAGUUAAUUUUGUGAAAUAAUCUGGUGAAAAUGGUUGUUGCAUGAACAGUUUCUUCCAGUUAUCCUAGUUUCAGUGACUCUUAACUACUGAACAGUUCAUUCAGUCGGGUCAUAGUCUACACACAGUGCUAAUUAUGUUUACUUUAAUUGGUGGCGGUUCUUUUGAAUCCUGUGCGCUCUUUAAAUCAUCUCUGUUUGGUGUUGAGUAUUUCAAUUCAAGUUUAAUUAUUUUAGAGGUAGUGAAGAUUAAAUGCAGUCCAGAUUCCUUAAAAGAAAAGCCCUUUAAUUUUGGAGUAAUUCGUUAGAAUUAUUUUCUUACAUGUUUCAUAACACAGAGGGCGCCCAUUAACAGGACGCAACCUUUUCUUUUUCUUGUUUUUGAACAUUUACACCGUCCCCCCCUGUCAUGCCGCCCUGAGCAGAGAGCCAUCAUGUAAUCUCAGUUAACGUAGCGAUAGGUCUUCACUCCCUACAAAAUAAAUAGAAUCGCCUCAUCGUUCCUCAAGCAGGCUUUUUUUUUUUUUAAAUGGAAGUGAAAUUAAGUAAAAUUAUGCUUUGUGUCACAAACCAGAUGACAUCACUGCCAGAUGGCCUGAUGCAUUGUGGGAACCUUUAUUUUCUCGCAUGGUGCUUAAUCAUAGUUUAGCUCUGCUUGAGUAAUUCUGUAAAAAAAACAAAAAACAAAACAGGAAUAAGUCCAGCCCAACUUCUUAAACCAAGGCAACAAAUUUGAUCCACUUUCCCCUGAUGUUAAAAUUCGAUGUUAAAGUGCAGCUGCCAGAAUGAUGGUUUGUUUGUGUUGCAUGAGUGCAGCAUCGUCCAUUUCAGAAAUGCACAGGAAGCUCCACGGAACCCGUUUGGUUCUGGAUUUAAAACCAGUUUAAGCUCCAGUCGUUAUGGCGAUGACGGCGGACACCGAUGAGCCUCCUACUGAGCGAUCGGUGACUCGGACCAUGCUGUCUGUGUAACAACAUCGUGUGUGUCGUUAUCGAGGUUAUUUAUUCUGAAUGUUUGUUUCAUGUAUGAAACAUGUACAGAAGCACAUAUCAACACAGCUAGACGCUUUGGCACUUCAGAGAUGCACCAGAGCGUAAAAACGUUGCUACAAAACGGUUUAAAUUGUUUUUCCAGCUUUGUAUGUUGGCUUUACUGUUGAUGCACUGGAAUCACGAGGCAGAAAAUCAUAGAUUUCUCCUAAAUGUUUUACGUGAUUUUGUGACGACCGCUCGACGCUCAGCUCGAAUCCCUCCGAGCUUCUUCCAAAGAUUAUCAAUUAUGGAUCUGAAAACAAGGUCCGUUAACAUUUCUCGUGUUUUUAGUUCAUUUCCUCGACCACUUCCUGUGAACUAAUGCACACCUGCAAGCUAAAUUAAACAAAGUGUGAUUAUUAACGAUGCAAACUGGUGUAAAAUAUACAGAGCUAACAGAAUGGAUCUUCUAUUUCGCAAACUUAACCACACAGGAGAAACUGAGCUACAUUAAAACUUCUGCUUGGUUUUGGUUGCUUUUAAAUUCCAAAGUUGAUAAAGUUUAUUUAAGGCCAGUUCUUUGACUUUUUGUUGCAGGACAGAGGGGGUGGGGAAUGGUUGAAUUUCAGAGUUUUCGUGAAUGUAACACUGUGUAUAGACGAUUGAUUAAAACAAAAGGUAUUUACCCU